This is a messenger RNA of Plenodomus lingam JN3, 420 nucleotides long. RefSeq names its product Ubiquitin-conjugating enzyme spm2 (gene SPM2). Gene Ontology annotation, cellular component: nucleus. Lineage: Eukaryota; Fungi; Ascomycota; Dothideomycetes; Pleosporales; Leptosphaeriaceae. The record is from RefSeq and is a predicted model, not a curated record. Gene Ontology annotation, biological process: protein K63-linked ubiquitination; DNA damage tolerance.
AUGGGUGCCAAAGUACCCCGUAAUUUUCGCCUGCUAGAGGAGCUGGAGAAGGGCGAGAAGGGUCUCGGUGCUGAGGCCUGCUCCUACGGUCUCGAUAACGGGGACGAUCUGUUGAUGUCAGACUGGAAUGGCACUAUACUUGGACCACCUCAUAGCGUUCACGAGAACCGCAUUUACAGCGUCAGCCUCCACUGCGGCCCCAACUACCCUGAUGUACCACCAGAGAUCUCCUUCACCUCCAAGAUCAACCUCCCCUGCGUGAAUCCACAGAACGGAAAGGUCGAUGCAUCGAAGCUACCAUGUCUAGCCCAGUGGAAGCGGGAAUUUACUAUGGAGACCAUACUUAUCGAGCUUCGACGGUACAUGGCUCUUCCUCAAAACAAGAAGCUUCCCCAGCCGCCUGAGGGUACGACGUUCUAG